Anopheles cruzii is the source of this 2816-nucleotide messenger RNA. RefSeq lists its product as uncharacterized. Gene Ontology annotation, molecular function: RNA binding. The record is from RefSeq and is a predicted model, not a curated record. Lineage: Eukaryota; Metazoa; Arthropoda; Insecta; Diptera; Culicidae. The transcript has 6 exons. Bases 1 to 1446 code for a protein of 481 amino acids.
AUGCUCCCUGCGCGUGGUUUUCCCCAUCCGGCUGAGCAGGAAGGUGGUGCCAAUUUCGGAGAUGUACAUAGCACUUCGCUUUGGACCAGCAUAGCUGACAGACGGUGUUCCGGAGUGAGCUCACGCAGAAUGUCGGACUGUCCCCGACGGAUGCUGAAUCUUCUUCAUGGCACAAAGUCCCGUAAGAGCCGAAUAUCGUUCGAUUUUUCUAACCAGGCAGAAAAAUCGGUACAAACAUCACCCAUCAAACAUCCGAAUAAAAAUUGGCGCUUCGAGGAUGCUCGCAGAGCAAUUCUGGUGGAAACGGAUGCUGUCGGACAACCGCGAAAAACUCACAUCUUACUGCUCCGUUUUCCCGAUCCGGAGUUAAGCAAAGAAAUUGUUCAAGGUUUUUCGUCAUGUAUCGACAACGUUAUAUUUCACCGGCAAUCGGCGCCAAGGUAUUGUGUUGUGCACUUGAAACCGGACGCGGAUGUGGAUUGUGUUAUUAAACACAUUUCAAACAUACCUUUCGGAACGGGCCAUAUAAUAGUUGAAAGGAAAACACGCAACACAGAUCAAAAACCAGUGGCGCAACCAGAGGACAUCGAUCCGUACACACUGUUCAUUGGCAACCUACCGAACGUAAUUACGGUGAACACGAUGAAGCAAAUGUUUCCUGAUGCCAAACGCAUCGACAUUGGCCAUGCACAGCGUAUUAAGCACACUCGAUACGCCUUCAUUCGCUUCACAAAUGUGGAGGAAGCCAUCCACGCGUUCAACGCUAACCACAAUAAGGUCAUUGACGGAAAAACCAUCAUCAUUCGCUUCCGGCGGCACAACGCUCCGAUUGCGCUUCCGGAGGACACAACGACACCGAAAACGCCCAAGCGGCAGAAGAGUCAGCUAGUGGUGUCAGUGGAACAGAGGCCGAAACGGAUUUCAGCUACCCCGGCCAACUCGGACACGCUGAGUACGAUUAAAACGGAAAUACUUGACGAAGAUGAAAACGGUGUACAAGUUCAAUAUGUGUCGAAAGCUCAAGCGGGACAUCCGCUGCCCGUCAUCAAGUCCGAGGGGGACGAUACCGACAUUGAAGACAGCGAGGAAGAAGAUGUGGACAAUAUACGAGACUUUCUAGAGGAGCACCAAGAAGACGACGGACUAAACUUGGAUGAGAUCAACCCGGAUGAAAACUACUGCGAAGAUGACGACACCGAUAUCGACAGCUUUGGUAAAAACUACUGGACUUUGGAGCAGUUGCGGCAAAAUGCAAACGAAAAUGGUUCCGUUCCUAGUCGAAAUGAGGAACUGGAUGCUGAGUCGGCAACAAAAACAUCAUCAACCAUGGUAAUCAAACGCAAGGAACAUAAGGCCCCAACAACAAAUAUCAAAACGAAACGCCGCGACGAUCAGCUUAACGAUCUGUUCAGCUGUUUAGAACCGGAUGAUGAUUUAUCGUUAUGAGAUUCGAUGGAGCUGUUUUCGGACUUUAUUCAAUACGUCACGCUUAACUAGCGAGCUGGUGUUGACUAUUUGUCCUAGUGGUUUGUAUGUAACCGAAAGCGUGUUUUAGGUGCCUCAUAUGCGUUACGAAGUUAAAAUGCGUUUUACAAAAAACGUAAUGGAUUCUGAAAGCUGUAGUAUUGCUCGACUGCGUUUUGCCAAACAAUAAAAUUAAUUCUAGUUAUGCAGCGAGAUAGAUUAAGCAAAUUAGCUCGUUAAUAAAUUUGCACAGCACGGAAACUAGCACGGUCCCAAAAGACCGCAGAUCUUCCAUGGAAGGCAUAAGAACAAUAUUUAUGUAUUUAUGCCAAUUAAUUAGAGUAUUCUAUUCAAUUCCAUUAGUUUUUUGCCAUCCUUCGUUUUAUCAUAAUUGCAAAAUAUCAUUUUGGUCAUGAAAGGGGUAAAAUUAUUUCAAUGUGUCAUCUAAUAUUAAUGAUACAUGUGUGUACCUCUUUAUUUCCACGUGCACCAUAUCGGUUUUCGUAUGCCGUUUUCGCCUGAACACUGAAUUUGAAUGCUAUAUUGUAAAGAACCAAAUGGAUGAUUACAUGAAUGAACCAAGUCUUAGCCUAAUGGGAGAAACAAUUUAACUUUGAUUCCUUCACGAAUCGACCUGCAACUCCUGAAUUCUACUAAAUAUUCAAUAUUAGUUUAAGUUUUAAUUAAGAUUGGUUGGUGCUUGUCAGUGAAGCAUAUUUGCGUCAAGACACUGUCCCAAUUAGUUAAGAGAAGUAUAGAUUUUUUUUUCAGUAAAAAUGUGUGUUUUACUCAAUAUUAUGCUGUACUUUAAUUUCUCGAGUACAAACCCAGUACAUGACCUUCCUGGUGCAAUAUUAGUUCAGUAGAUCGAUAGCUUAUUGUUGACACUAAUUUUUGUCAAACCAUACAGGGAGUGUGGCCGUUAGUUAACGUUACUUGUGCUCUAAUAAACUAGACAUGAUAAUUUAAUCACACUUCCAAACUUUCCCUGUCUAGCGCUGCACAACUUGAAGAAAAACAAUACCACAAGGGAAAAGACUACCCAAACUCAUUCAUUGGUGCCCUUUGUUGGUGGUUAUAAAUUCUCUUUUAUUUUCUUUCUCAGCUUUGGAAGCGGGGUUAAUAACUCCUAACACAUCAAGGGAUAGGAAGUUUAUUGAUUUAUACAUCGUUCACUUAAUAUAUUCACUACGCCAGUACUUAAACAAACAAUCGCUGCAGGGAGCAAAGGCGACCUGCGCUUCAAAGAUCACAACGGAUAACGAUAUGUAUGUGACAACAUGAUAUGGCCGUUUUUACCAUAUAGAAGCACCAGUGAUGUUAGCUAUCGGCCGGUCUGUUCCCUUUACUUA